CCCAAGGUCUCUUCCAGUUCUAUUCUAUUAAAAAAAAAAGUUAGUGCAGAAUUCAGGAUAAUUUGUAAAGUUCAGAAGGAAGGCCAAAACAAAACAGCUGCAAUGAGAAAAUCGCUGUUCAUGUGUGUGUUCUGAUUCCUUUUGAAAGCUAUGUUUUUGUGCAAUUCGGUUUACCAUACUUAAGAAAACUCUAACAGGCCACGCUCCCUUUUUUGGAACUGGAGUUUUUUAAAACGGAUUAUGGUAUCUCUAUUUUUAUAAUUCUCUGUAGUAUAGGUCUCGCUUAGUGACGUUGCGCAAAAGGCGUACCCCUGCGGCUCUACAGACUAGCCGCCAUUUUGUUUGAGGUACGUCAGCGUACGCGAUCGGCUUAUCGCAACGUUCAUUCAAUUUAAGAUCCGAAACUGGGGGAAAGGAUAGAGCGGCUAUGUCUGCUUUCUCAGAAUCGGCGCUGGAGAGGAAAUUGUCGGAGCUAAGCAAUUCUCAGCAAAGUGUCCAGACACUGAGCCUGUGGCUCAUCCAUCACCGAAAACAUUCACCGCUCAUUGUCACCGUCUGGGAGCGCGAACUGCGCAAAGCCAAAUCAAACAGGAAGCUAACUUUUUUGUAUCUGGCUAAUGAUGUUAUUCAGAAUAGCAAAAGAAAAGGACCAGAGUUUACAAAAGAUUUUGCACCUGUCAUAGUGGGAGCUUUUAAACACGUAUCGAGUGAAACUGAUGAUAGCUGCAAAAAGCAUCUGGGCCGUGUGCUAUCUAUUUGGGAAGAAAGGUCUGUUUAUGAAAAUGAUGUAUUGGAACAACUUAGACAAGCUUUGUAUGGAAACCCAAGGAAACGCACAUAUGAGCAGAUAAAGAUUGAAAAUAAUUGCUCUGCACAAAGCUCUCCAUGUGAUCCUCCCCAGACGAUGGAUCUUAUAAGAGCAUUACAAGAAUUAGAAAAUGCAACCUCUGGAGAUGCAGCAGUUCAUCAGAGGAUAGCCUCAAUACCUCUAGAGGUUCAAGAUGCAACUUUGCUUAACAGAAUCACAGACAAAGAAUCAGGAGAACAGCUUUCCAAGAUGGUAGAUGAUUCAUGUAUGUUGCUGGCGGAUUACAAUGGCAGGUUGGCAGCUGAAAUUGAUGAUAGAAAACAACUAAAUCAGAUGUUAUCAGAUUUCUUACGAUUCCAAAAAGAAAUCCUGUCAGAGAAAGAACAAACAUUGGAAGAAUACAAGCGCAAAUUAACAGGUGUGUCCCAGGUACGGAAAGAACUCAAGUCACGCAUCCAGAGCCUCCCUGAUCUGUCUAGGCUUCCCAAUGUUACAGGAAGUCAAGUGCAUCUACCGUUUGCAGGGGAUGUCUAUAGUGAUGAGUGAUACUCAGAUCUUUCACUGGAAUGAGGAAUUGGUUAGGUUGAAUGCUCAUUAUUUUUAUAUAUGUUUGCAGAGAAUAGCACUGAAAUGUUCUAAUUUAUAUUGCUUUGUUAAUAUUUGAUUAAUAAGUGAUAAAGCAAGUACUAUGUAAGAGGCAGCAUUUAUGUAUUAUGUUAAAAAAGUGAUUAUUGCAAUUAAUUUUUCUAUUCUUUUUGAUUAAAUCUUGCCCUCAAUAAUAAGCAGCCUCUUUUUUUCUGGUCCUUUUUAUGGAUAUAAUUCUGUUAAACAUAAUUUGUGCAUACCAGUAGCAGAAACAUAUUUUGAUUGCUAAAUAUUUGAAGAAUAAAUAUUUUUUUAAAUGUUGAA
Messenger RNA from Crotalus tigris (Tiger rattlesnake), 1717 nucleotides. RefSeq names its product regulation of nuclear pre-mRNA domain containing 1A (gene RPRD1A). NCBI's taxonomy places the organism in Eukaryota, Metazoa, Chordata, Lepidosauria, Squamata, Viperidae. Gene Ontology annotation, biological process: mRNA 3'-end processing. Gene Ontology annotation, cellular component: RNA polymerase II, holoenzyme. The record is from RefSeq and is a predicted model, not a curated record. The coding region runs from base 428 to 1354 and encodes 308 amino acids. Gene Ontology annotation, molecular function: RNA polymerase II C-terminal domain binding. The transcript is spliced from 7 exons.